UCUGGUCUUCCUGAGUCGGCCUAAGUCUGUGAGCUGUGUCACGAAAUGGCACAAACAAUGAGUCAAUUAUACACUAUGCCUUCAUUAGUGUGUGAACUUAGCAGCAGUGUUAGUACAGGAAAGAAGACUGCAUGGAUGUCGGCAUUGAAAGGCCUCUUGACCUAUGACAACCUCGUCCACGCUGUGGCCGGAGCCACGGGCAGUGUGAUUGCUAUGAGUGUGUUUUUCCCUCUGGAUACAGCUAGAACAAGGCUACAAGUUGAUGAUCAGCGGAAAGCGAAACAUUCACCUCAAAUUCUGAAAGAAAUUGCCAAAGAGGAAGGAAUCUCUGCGUGGUACCGUGGCCUCUUCCCAGUUGUGUCAAGCUUGUGCUGCUCCAAUUUUGUCUACUUCUACUCCUACAAUGGACUGAAGGCUGUGUGCUUGGCAGAGGGAAGUAAAGGGGAGCCAGCAAAGGAGCUGCUGCUUGCCUUUGUGGCAGGUGUGGUGAAUGUGUUAGUGACGACACCUUUGUGGGUGGUGAACACCCGGCUGAAGCUGCAGGGAGCCCACUUCAGGACUGCCCAGUACAAGCAAUCUAAACACCCAUACUACCAGGGCAUUCUGGAUGCCUUCAGGCGGAUCAUCCGAGAUGAGGGUACAGCUACUCUGUGGAAUGGCACCAUGUCCUCCAUAGUGCUGGCCUCUAACCCAGCAGUGCAGUUCAUGGUAUAUGAGGCAGUUAAACGCUACUUUCAGCGACUAUUCAGGCAAACUGAAUUAAGUGGACUGGUCUAUUUCAUGAUAGGGGCCAUAGCAAAAACGGUAGCUACAAUUGUCACAUACCCCCUGCAGGUGAUCCAGUCCAGACGGCGGGCUGGAUAUGAGAGUAACAAGACAGGGGAGAACUUUGUACAGGCCUUAAGUGAUAUGAUUCGGACAAAAGGAAUAGCUUCACUGUACAAAGGAAUGGAAGCAAAGCUGCUGCAGACAGUACUGACGGCUGCCUUGAUGUUUGUUUGUUAUGAGAAGAUUUCAGCUGUAGUAUUUAGAGUUUUAGGCAUCAUCCACCAAACCCAACGAGAUAACAACACUGUUUCUUAAGAUUUUCUUUCGGCCAUGCCAUUCAUAAAACUCACAGCUGAUAAUGAAACAUAUGACUAGUGUGUUUAUUACACAUCCAGGUGAUUAUCCGCAUGCAUUUAUUAUCAUGAUUUUUAUUGCUUUUUUAAUCAUGUGUAUGCAACAGUGUCCUAGAUCAUGUAGAUACUUGUUGCACACAGUGACACUUAAGAUUGACCUGUCUGCUAAUCUGUUAAUCUGUCUGUUAAGGUAAGACCUUUCAUGAAAUAGUUACAGCGUAAGUAACAUCAAAAGGAUUUUUCUAAUGAUUUCUUUUUUCAUAUGCAAAAUGUAUUUAUAUAUUUUAUAUGACUAUCUUCUUGAUGUUUUUUCAUGGAAAUUUUUAAUUAUUUAAGCAUUUAUUACUUUGAGUCAUCGAAGUAAAUAAUAUCUUGUUAAUUUCCAUAAUAACAAUGAUUUAGGUUAAUGCAUUUUAUUGAAGCUCAAUUUAUAAAAUGUUGUUACUACAUGUAUUUCCUUCAAAUUGGUUUUAAUAAAUCUUGAAAUGUGCUGGUUC
Messenger RNA from Liolophura sinensis, 1618 nucleotides. Its product is annotated as peroxisomal membrane protein PMP34-like. Gene Ontology annotation, cellular component: peroxisomal membrane. The record is from RefSeq and is a predicted model, not a curated record. NCBI's taxonomy places the organism in Eukaryota, Metazoa, Mollusca, Polyplacophora, Chitonida, Chitonidae. The transcript has 9 exons. Gene Ontology annotation, molecular function: coenzyme A transmembrane transporter activity; ATP transmembrane transporter activity; ADP transmembrane transporter activity. Bases 46 to 1083 code for a protein of 345 amino acids. Gene Ontology annotation, biological process: transport.